CUGCUCCACUUCUUAACUUGCACAGUAAACGUGGCUUUUACAUAAGGGUCAGCUGCCAGAUGACGAAUGGUUGAAUUAUUUAUUGAAAAUUAAAUUGCAUGGAAUUUGAACAAUGGCAAAAACACCAAAGUCGCGACUUAAAGAGAUGGCUGACCAAUACAGUGGACUUGGUGCUCAACUUAUUGUAUUCGACAGUACUAGUUCUAACGGUGAUGUAACCGUGCCAAAUGGCCAUUUUCACUUUACAUGUCAAUUUACAAAAGGCAAAAACGGACGAAUUUUUGAAGGAACAGGAACCGGAAGUGCCAAAAAAGUAGCAAAACACGCCGCAUGCCAGCGGGUAUUGGACUUGAUAGAAGACGAGGAAUUUAAUAACGUGUCCAACGUAAGUGACAGAUUGUCUGGAUUAAGGACAAGUCCUAUGCCACCAGUUGUUGUUAUUCCCGAGCUGUCACCAUCCUCAUCUAUGGAAAUGCAUCGAAGGCAGCAACUUUUCAACAAUGGAGAAACCUUUGUGAUGCACUCGAAUACUAAACCAAAAAGCCCUAAGUCAAAUUUAUUGCAAAAUACAACAAUAGCUCCCGAUGAGUUACAGUUGGAUGAAGAAGACGUGUUGAAGAAAGCAACCGAGGGCAAUAGAAUUGGAGAGCUGCAAGAAUUUUGUGUGAAGAACGGGCUUUCUCCUGCUGAUUACUCGGACGUGACUCAAUGGAUUGGUCCUGACAACUCCAACAGACAUAAAGUGGCUUGCAGCAUUGGGGACAUUAAAAAAUAUGGAGUGGCAAAGAUUAAAAUGAGUGCCAAAAAGAUUGCUGCUUACAAAGUAUUGCAGGCAUUAGGCGUUCUGACAAAUUCACCAUCCGGGACUAUGCCUUCGACAAGUACCAUGAUUCAAAUUCAACCAAUCUCGCCUGUCAGAGUCCAACCACCAGUGGAGCAAAGUGUUUCGAGACCAACUAAACAAGUGACCCAAAAAAUUGUGUAUUACCCUGAUGCAAUAAUUGGUACAGGAGCUACAGCCACGGUAUUUGAAGGCUACUUUGAGAAACCGACCAGGAAGGCUGCCGUGAAAAUUUGCCCCAAAGACAUUAUCUACCACGAAAAGAAUAAAGAGUUAGAUAUCAUGCGGAAACUUAACGAUCCUAACGUCGUAACGUACUACACAACUGAAGAUAUUGGACACCAAACAUUUAUUGUGAUGGAACUAGCGAGCUCCACACUCGAAGAUGCAAUUAAAGCAAAUAAAAUGAUUGAUCCCCAAAUGUUGAAGAAAUGGUGUGCAGAUUCUACCAGGGGUUUGGCCGUACUACAUUCUGCUAGAAUUGUGCAUAGGGAUCUUAAGCCGAGCAAUGUCCUAAUAUUUAAUGGGUAUGUGGCAAAACUAGCUGAUUUUGGGAUAAGCAAAGAAUUAGAUUCAUGCACUCAAGGGGUUUUAACGGAAGCUGCUCGAGGCACGAGAAUAUGGAUGCCACCAGAAGGACUAAAAGCAAUCGGUUCCUCGGAACCAUUCAGGCUCUUGCCUAGUUUUGAUAUAUUUUCUCUAGGUCUCACAAUAUUUUAUACCAUGACAUGUGGUAAGCAUGUAUUCUCCUACAAAGACAACGAGGUUCCUCUGCAGAUUCAGUCUAAUAUUUUGGAAUAUCGUCCAAAUUGGGGAUUACUGGGCGAGAAUAAAUGGACUUCAUUGAAAAAUUUGUUAGCAGCAAUGUUGUACGUUGCUCAGGGUCGACGCCCCGAUCCAGAUAUAGUCCUUGAACAUCCGUUUUUCUGGGAUUUUAAAAAAGGCUUAGACUACGUGUUGGCUGUUAACAAUGAUUUAAAAAAUUCGCAGAAAUCUGCAGAUGCUCCAGAAUGCAAGUCAGAAAUGGUCAACAUGUACACCAGGUUUUGUAAUGAGGCACAGAUAACAAUGAAUUGGAGGUCAAGGUUAUGCACAGAGGUUCAAGCUUUCAUGGUUUAUAAGGAUCAAAUGAGAGAGCAGAAAAAGGGCAACGCUUUACAGAUUAAAAAGUAUAAUGAGGCAUCGUUCUUAAAAUUGAUAGAAUUUAUCAGGGAUUAUUACCAGCAUUAUGAAGAAUGGAAACUAUUCGAGGGUGAUAGGCUGCGACAAAAAGAUGUGUUUGGACCUGAUGGAUCGAACUAUGGACCAUACUUUUUAUGCAGGUUUCCUGAACUUACUACAGUUCUUUAUACUUUCUUUCAGGAAGGGAGAUAUCGCGAAUUGCAGUUACAAGAGUUUUACAUACUGAAUCGUAAGGAAUAUUUUCCAAAGUGGUAAAUCCUGUGCCAAUAAAGAGACCCACAAUUUCGACAUUGUCGAAAAUAAUUUCCCUCGUAAUUUUUAUUCUAAUGUUCAAAUGUUAUUUAUAUAUGUUGAAUAUAUCUCUAACGAAUUUAGUUACACAUCCAUGAAAUAUAUUCCAUUCAUAGAUUCCAUUCCAUCUACUUAUUGACGACUUUUAUAAAAUCAUAUAUAUAUGCUCAAUUGUAAGCAAUAAACACUGACUUUUUCAACAACAG
This is a messenger RNA of Folsomia candida, 2520 nucleotides long. Its product is annotated as serine/threonine-protein kinase/endoribonuclease ire-1. The transcript has 4 exons. The coding region runs from base 113 to 2278 and encodes 721 amino acids. Gene Ontology annotation, molecular function: protein serine/threonine kinase activity; RNA endonuclease activity; ATP binding. Gene Ontology annotation, cellular component: IRE1-TRAF2-ASK1 complex. The record is from RefSeq and is a predicted model, not a curated record. Gene Ontology annotation, biological process: mRNA processing; intrinsic apoptotic signaling pathway in response to endoplasmic reticulum stress; IRE1-mediated unfolded protein response. NCBI's taxonomy places the organism in Eukaryota, Metazoa, Arthropoda, Collembola, Entomobryomorpha, Isotomidae.